GUCAGUGUUCGAAAAUGGCUGCUGUACUAAAAGGUAUUGUCAACACCGUUAAACCUAAUUUGGCUACUUUUGUAAAGUAUGCAAAAGUUGAACUUACUCCUCCCUCACCAAAAGACAUUCCAGCAGUAGCAAGUGGAAUCAAAAAUAUAUUAUCAUCAGCAAAGACUGGAAAGUGGAAGAAUAUUACUGUCAGGGAAGCAUGGCUGAACACCCUCGUGACCGUUGAAGUAUUUUGCUGGUUUUAUGUCGGAGAAUGUAUUGGAAAGAGAUCUAUUGUUGGGUAUAAAAUCGAAGUGUAAAUAGAAUUAAGGGGGAAAAUAUAGAAUUUUAAAUGUGUAUUAUAUAUAAAUGCUAGUAAAUUAAUUUUCUUUGUUUUGUAAUUUUUCCAUUUCCUUUAUUAUUUCUGCUGUCCAAUAAAUUUCGUAAUAGCUAGAUUAUUAAUAUAAAGGUUGAUCAUCAUAUAUAUCCCUAAAACCUAAUAAGUUAAUCAUUUAUAACUUAAUUGAUUGCCUAAGAAUGAGAAACAUGAGGAAUGGUUACAAGGAGAGUCAUUUAAAUGAAUCCAAAAGAACAAAGAUAGAUGCCAUACUGCCAUCUGAUUACAUGGCAUGUAAUAAUUGUGUUCCUUCUCUUAGGUGAUUCUCUAAGUUACUUUGCCUUAUCAAAUUUUCUAGCUAGUCACUCCUGAGUGGCUCUGUCCUAAACUUAUUUUUUUUUUUACUAUCAGUUAUGAUAUAGCUGAGCCUCAAAUAGUUAAGAAGCAGUGCUUAUUAUUGUCAGGGUGGUUUUCUUAGGACUUGAUAAAUUGAUUUGACGUAAAUAAAUUGAUAGCAAGAAAUUUUUGUUUAUUUUGGCUUAAUGUUCUUAUGUAUUAUAAUUAGGCAGGAAGGAUGGAUUAUCCAUCAGGUAACCGUCCUAUUCUUACCUGUGUGUUAAUUUUGAUAUUUAUUUUGUGGGUCUGCUAGAAAUCUUUUAAUCACCUUGGCCAGAUUCGAACUGGUGCUGCUUCUGAGUAGAGAAUGCUAAAACAGGCAAUGUCUUAUUAAACAUGCCCACCACGGCUUCGCUAGCAAGAUGCUUGGAAAUUAAAAUGGUUCAUAUUGUAAAAAAAGUAUUAAUUGCAAACAUAGUCAGCUACUAAAGCAAAAUCCCUUGCUGAUAUUGUUUAACUGGAGGCUGGAUUUGAAUACAGUUCUAAAAAAAAACCUAAAAUAUUCGUAGAAGUUUUUAUUUUAUUCAGACAGUUAUAUCAAUAUAAAUUUCGUAUUAGAUAAUUCCUAUUUUUUCACUCCUUAACGGGUAGUAUGUAUUUAUUUUAAAAUCAAUGACACCGUUUACGAUAUUCUAGAAUUACUUCUAGUCAGGUUCAUUUAGUAAUAAAUUUGUUACAGAAUUUUUAUUAUUGGGUAUUCCAUGGAAAUAAAUUGUGAAAAUUUAAUAUCUGAUAGAAUUUAUGUUACUUUUUUUGUGAUAUCAACAUCAAUAAUAUAACUGAAAUCUCGAUGUUGAAAAAUUUCCAAGAUUUGAACUAAAAAUAUCAAAUGAAAUUCUCAAAUUAGUACAUAACUCAAUACGGCAUUUGUAUUCAUUUGAAAAAUAAUUUAAUCUCCUAGUUAUUGCAGGACUACUUAUUCUUGGUCAACUAAUUUUGCCUAAGAAGAAAAAACUAAUAUUUGAUAAAUAUUAAUAAUAACAUUUCCUAAUAAGUUAAAUAAAUUCAUAUUAAUAAACAUUGACCUACAAAAAAUUACCACGAAAGUCAUAAAUUUGAAGAACCUUACCUUAUGGAUUGAUCAUAUCCCUUCCAUUAUUUGUUAUUGAGAUUAUUCCAGAUCAGCCUUAACGCAAUCUUCCUACCUUCGCUUUGGUCUACCCCUUGGACGAUUGCCAGCUGGUACAGUGUAUUUAACAUUUUAGGAAUUUUUUUCUUCACUAAGCCCAGUGAUUUUACAUGCCCAUUUUAUUUGUCUCAACUUAAUCAUCUCAAUUAUAUUAACUGGAUACAGUUCACGGAAUUCAGCGUUGUGUAACCACCUUAAUUCUCCGGUUGGCUUGUCCUUUUUCGGUCCGAAUAUUCUCCACAAUACUUUAUUUUCCAAAACCUUAAGACGUUGCUCAUCCCUUAAUGUAAGUGGCCAUGUUUUGCAUCCAUAAAUAACUGUUGGAAGAGUAAUGGUUUUGUAAAUUCUAAUUUUUAAGUUUCAGGACACAAGGUGAGAACUAAAUAGAGUUUUAACAGAGAAAAAUAACAAGCAUUAUCCGCCUUCAACCUAACCAUAAUUUUCUCUUCAAUUUCGUUUUUCAAGUUAUCGUAGACUCUAGAUACCUAAAAUUCUGUUACAUACAUUCCUCUCUAUAUCAAUAUCAUCAAAAUUGUUGUAGCUAACCAUAUAUUUUGUCUUAGCCGUAUUAAUCUUGAGUCCUAGUUCUUUAUCGGGUUUCAUCAAUGUUGUUGUAGUUUUAUUGUUUCCAUGUCAUAACAGUACCAAAUCAUCAGCAUACCCAAGCACGGAUAUCGUUCCAACGAGGUUCAAUCCUUUUUCGAUAUGUAUCACCUCUAAUGCCAGAUUAAAUGGAAUAGGUGAAAGAGAAUCACUUGUUUUAAGCCUGAACAAACCUCAAAUUUCUCUGAUAAAUAACAACCGAUUCUAACUUUAAUGUUUCCGUCAACCACAUUCUAACUAAAUUCACUAAUUUUUUUGGGAUCCCCUGCUCGAUUAGAAUAUUACAUGGCUUCCGGCGGUCAAUGGAAUCAUAAGCCUUUUUGAAAUUGAUAUAAAGCUGGUGAACAACACCGUUGUACUCAAAUUUUUUCUUUAAUACUUGAUCGAUUUUAUUUUAUUAGUCGAAAAUUUCCGCCUAAAUCCGCAUUAGAUUAAAAAUAAUAAAUAUUAUUUUAAUGGUAUAAAAAUCAUUAAUAUAUAAGAUGGACGAUUUUGAUUGUAGCUGUAAGUUUUCGCAUCAUAUAUUCUUCCAUUUCAUAGUUAAUGAGCAUGAUGGGAAAGAGUAUUAGACCAGGUGUGUAAGACAGGGCAUCGGUAUAUUCAAAUGAAAAUUGACAAAAUGUUUUAAAUCAGAUAACCAUGAAGAUCCUGAAUGAGGUGAAAAUUAGUAUAAUUUUAUAAUACAUUAUUUUAUUAAUGGAGACUAGAAAGGCCUAAAUUAUUUACCUAUUCUUCCAUUUCUAUAUCUCACACCUUUCUAAGCCAAUUUGGCCGGAUUUUAAUCUUUUUCCACCUGUAUAUAUUGUCUUUAGCUAUUUUCUAUUUUAUCUUAUUUAUUUAUGAUAUUUACAACUGUAUUAGUAUAAAUACAUCAAGUAAAUGUGUGCAGAGCAAUAUAAUCACAUGAAAAUGCUUGUUGAGAAACUACUCGUUGGUAGCACUCUAAUAAUAUGCCUACGUAAGAAGAUCACGAGGCCAUCUUCUUUUCAGAUGCCUUGAAGGGUUAUCAGGAAUCGAAGAGGAAGCAAGAUUAGAAACAAGAGGAUUCUGAUGUUUAUUAUAGAAGGAUAGGUAUCUGGAUUGGUCCAAAUAGGAAACGUAUGAACAUUAAGGUCUUUAUGGAUCAUUUUAUUUGUGACAAAGUAAAGAGCAUUUGAGGAUUUUGGAUUGGAUACAAGAGGAGUUUGAUGGUUUAGCGGAGUCACAUAGCUCAACUCCGUAAGCCCAAAUAAAUCUUAUUAUGGUCAUCAUUUAUAUGAGUUUUUUGUAAUUAAUUAUUAGUUUAGAGCAUUUGUCUAGUAAUUGUUGGAGUAAGCAGAAACGUUGAGCAGUUUCUUGUCAUUUCAGUCUUGUAUGAGGAUUCCAUAUUGGACGUUUGUCCAGGUGGAGUCCUUGGUACCGGAAUUUGUUCAACAGGGAUAAGUGGGGUGUUAUUAAAGGAUACUGUAGGACAGGAAGUCAUAGGUUUAUGAGGAAGGGUAAAGGUGAUUUGAUGGGAUUUAUUUUAAUCCUCCAAUUCUUGACACCUUUCUUCAAGGUUUUUGAUAUGUGAUUGUAGAGUUUGGGAUGCAAUUGAUGGAUCGUUAUUAACUGAUAGGAUACAUGUGUCAUCGGCAUACUUAGUGAUGACAGUGUUAGGAUAUCAGCUGAAUAAACUGUGUAAAGGAUAGGGCCAAGGAUGCUACCUUGAGAACCACCGGCAGAUUGAGAAAAGAGGGUUGAAUAGAUGUUAUUGUGAUUUACUUUGACGUGUCUAUCAGUAAGGUAGAAACUGAUGAUGAGAAAGUAUGUAGGGGAAAGGAAUUCACGGAGUUUGAAAAGCAAUCCCGGGUUCCAGACUCGAUCAAAGGCCUGUUCUAUCUUAUUAAAUUCCAUUUUUAAAAGACUGUACUUGGUAGAUAACAUUACAAUCGAUGUUUUGCUGUUAUGGUUUUUCCCAUUUUUAGAGUGCUUUGUCUACUCUACUCCUUUGAAUUUCAUUAAGCAGGGAUAAAAUUAAUAUUGUCAUGAUUAAUAAAAGAUUAGAGUUUAAGAAAACUUAAAAUAGAAACUACAUUAAAUAAAUCAGAAAGUUUACUUUAGAAUUACUAAAUAUAUAAGCUAUAACAGUUUUAAUAACAGUAAUUUUGAUAUCCAUUUUAUUACCAUAUUUGAAAUAAUUGUUCAUCAUCAAGUUUAAUUGUAUAGAUAUAAUAAACUGUAAUAUUAUAAGUAAAACUUGACUAAAGACAUAUUUAUCAAAUUCUUUCAAUCAAUAAGACAGAACUAGAAUAAAAUUUAGCAUCUCUUAACAUAAUCAGUCUAGGGAUUGUUAUAUAAUACUGAGCAGUCUAAAGUAUUAGCCUUAUUCACAAUAUGUUAAAAACGAGAUUAUAUGUAAAAUAAGGUGAAUCACAAAGCUCAAUAUGACAAUAGAUAUUAUUUUACUAAAAAAAAAAUGUUUAAUUACAAACUUCAGGAACAAUUAUAAUUACAGAACAAAAAUACAAAUAGGUUAAGUAAUUAAUGUUAGAAACAUUAAUAAGAAGGAAAAUAUACAACAAUAUAGUUAAAUUAACUAUUUCCUCUCACUAUUUAAUACAUCUCAAAUGUGCUAAAUUUGUCAAAAUAAUGAUGGUGGCGAUGAUCUAAAAAUCAGGAGGAAAUCGUGACUGACUAUAUACAAAUUGUAAUACUAACAUCAUUAAGCCGACUACAAUUAAAAAACAUGAUGCUCCCUUCCUCCUAAUGAUUGAGAGAGGACGACCAUCUGUGCCUGCGCUGCCGCUCGCAGUGAGAGGAUGUGGCUGGCUUCUUUUUCACUCUUGGCCAGAGGGAGAGCUUUGUCGAACAGAGUAACCGCUCGCAUCAAAUUACCUCUGCAAACAGACGGAACAUACAUGUAAUAUUAAUAUUAUGGAUACCUACUUGACAUAGUACAAACAUAUUUUUCGA
This is a messenger RNA of Nezara viridula (southern green stink bug), 5378 nucleotides long. NCBI's taxonomy places the organism in Eukaryota, Metazoa, Arthropoda, Insecta, Hemiptera, Pentatomidae. The record is from the annotation of a GenBank genome assembly.